CUUUCUUUUUGCUUGGCUUUCUUUUUGCUUGGCUUUUCUUUGCUUCUCUCCCCCGGUGCGCGAAGCGAGGGAGCCAAAAGAAAAACAGGAAAAAGAAGAGUGAAAAACCCAAAGCCCCUGCCUGCCGCAUUCUCCUAUACUCACUUAGCCGAUUACCCCCAAACCCUUAUUUAUUCGGUUUUUGAUCGAUAUGUCUUGCACUCUGCUUCCCUCAUCUCCCAUACACGCCUUUGAGUCUUCCAGAAAGAUUCGGAGAGCAAGACAUCGUCGCUCUCAAAUUCUAUGCUUUUCUUCGCAACCCAACCUUCGCGGUGGAGAAGAUGAAGAACAAGACGGGGCUGAUCAUAGCCAGGUUCAAGGCGGGCAGGAGGUGAUCGUGGUAGAGAGAUAUGGCAAUGGCACUUCUAAGAGGUACAUGUUAGAUGAAGAAUAUGGAUUACGAACAUUUCUUGAGGAGCAUAGCUCGAGGACAAAUAGGUUCCAGGACUCGCAUACUGCUGACACUAGAAUAUCAUGGCUUCCAGACAGCAUUAAAGAUUUUAUUUUACCUGCGGGUUUCCCAGGAUCGGUCUCAGAUGAUUACUUGGAGUACAUGUUGUUACAAUUCCCUACCAAUGUGACUGCCUGGAUCUGUCACGCUUUAGUCACAUCAAGUCUACUUAAGGCGGUCGGUGUUGCCUCUUUCUCAGGGACUACUGCUGCCGCUUCGGCUGCUGCCAUCAGAUGGGUGUCAAAGGAUGGCAUUGGGGCUGUUGGACGCUUAUUCAUUGGUGGGCGGUUUGGAAAUCUGUUUGAUGAUGAUCCAAAACAAUGGCGCAUGUACGCUGACUUCAUUGGUAGUGCAGGAAGCAUCUUUGAUCUAAGUACCCAAUUAUAUCCAACCUAUUUCUUACCAUUGGCAUCUCUUGGAAAUCUUGCAAAGGCUGUGGCUAGAGGUCUAAAAGAUCCAUCAUUUCGUGUAAUACAAAACCAUUUUGCAAUCUCAGGAAAUCUGGGAGAGGUAGCAGCAAAGGAAGAAGUUUGGGAAGUAGCAGCUCAGCUUCUUGGUCUUGGCCUGGGCAUACUGUUCCUGGAUGCACCUGGACUUUUCAGAUCAUAUCCUGUGUUGGCAUUGACAUGGAUGAGCAUGCGGCUUCUGCACCUUUGGCUACGUUAUCAAUCGCUUUCAGUUCUACUAUUUAGCACAAUAAAUCUGAAGCGUGCUCGUCUGCUGGUAAAAUCACAUGUUUUGCACUCUACUGUGCCGGGAUGUGUUGCGUGCAACAAGGAAGAAAAUAUUUUAUCAUGGCAAAGAUUCAUGAAGCCAUUAAUUACAUUUGGCGUGUCCUUGGAGGAGAUGGUUGGUGGCGAGAAAUCUCUUUCCAUGGUAAAAACACUUUUGAAAUUAUAUGAAAAGGAGCAAUACAUUCUCGCGGUGAACCAAAAGCAAGGAGAAUUUGAGGUCUUUGUCUCGUUCAAGGUAGGAGCUACAAGUGUUUCUGUCUUGCGUAGUGUGUGGCAGGCUUAUUGGCUACAUGAGAACUGGGACAGUUCAGAUGAUGUCUUCCAUCUGCUUGCUCAAAGCAUAGUGCAGAUGGAAGAUAGAUUUGAGAAUUUCAUCCAACAGUUAAAUAAAGCUGGUUGGGAUACACAUCAAAUAAAUAUGAGGGUCCCUAAGGAAAUUGCCAUCGAUGAAGUGGCACCCAUUUAAUUGUUCAAGUUAAGGCUAUCAAAAUGUCUGAUUGUGGGGUUCGAUCUUCUACACUGUUAUGCGAUUUUUCACUCUCCGAUUAAAUGGACAUGAUGUGGCAUGCAUCAAAUUGAUGUUAUUGACGAAGACGACCAGACCCUUGUGCCAAUUUUAUCCAAAAAUAAAGGAAUGGAGGAGUUAUUAGAGAAAUUUGGCUAGGAAAGCUACUGUGACAUGAAUACCAUGACUGCUAAUCUCUGAGGAAAUAUGCUGGGAGGAUGGUUAUGGUUGUCGAAGUUGGCCACCGGUACUAGUUGAAAUGGAAUCUUUUACAGUCUUUUUAUCUGAACCAUGUCCACACAGUUCUAUUAGGGAUUGCCAAUGGCGGUCUCGAUUUGACUGGAAAUUUAUUUCCUCUUUAAUUGAUGUAAGUUUUGGUU
Molecule: messenger RNA, 2109 nt
Organism: Juglans microcarpa x Juglans regia
Lineage: Eukaryota; Viridiplantae; Streptophyta; Magnoliopsida; Fagales; Juglandaceae
Product: protein root UVB sensitive 5
Exons: 15
Coding region: 191-1690 (499 amino acids)
Source: RefSeq, a predicted model, not a curated record